Saccharomycopsis crataegensis is the source of this 2268-nucleotide messenger RNA. RefSeq names its product sugar porter family MFS transporter. Gene Ontology annotation, cellular component: membrane. The record is from RefSeq and is a predicted model, not a curated record. NCBI's taxonomy places the organism in Eukaryota, Fungi, Ascomycota, Saccharomycetes, Ascoideales, Saccharomycopsidaceae. The transcript has a single exon. The coding region runs from base 1 to 2268 and encodes 755 amino acids. Gene Ontology annotation, biological process: transmembrane transport; carbohydrate transport. Gene Ontology annotation, molecular function: carbohydrate:proton symporter activity.
AUGAAGUUCAAAACCAUCAAGGGGUUGAGCCAAACGUUUGUUGACUAUGAAACCAAAAAUCAAUAUCAUGUCCCCGGAGCUCGACCGCAAAGCUCGUCCAUGGCGAUAGCUAUAGGUACAUUUGCUGCGGUUGGUGGGUUUUUAUAUGGCUAUGACACCGGUCUUUCCAAUAACGUCUUAUCCAUGCACUAUGUGGUUACCCAUUUUAGCAAAAAUGGGACUUCUUUCAGUGCCAUUGAACGAGCCAUCGCCACUGCUUCACUUUCGUUGGGUACUCUAGUCGGGGCAAUAUUCUCGCCGUUGUUAACCGAUGCAUUGGGCCGUAAAAUGGCCAUUUUGAUCUCCUCGUUGGUGGUGUUCAAUAUCGGUAAUAUUUGUCAAAUAUCGUCUACAACAUUGGCCCUCCUUUGUGUGGGAAGGGUCAUCACCGGGUGUGGGAUUGGUAUAUUAUCUGCAACAGUUCCGCUCUACCAAUCUGAAGCGUCGCCCAAAUGGGUCAGAGGUGCGAUUGUUUCUACUUAUCAAUGGGCGAUCACCUGGGGACUCUUAUGCUCCAGUGCCAUUUCCCAAGCUACUUAUAAAAUGAACAACACAGGGUCUUAUCGAAUCCCCAUUGGCUUGCAGUCGGGCUGGGCCAUUCUUUUGAGUAUUGGGGUGUUCUUCUUACCCGAAUCCCCUCGGUUCUACGUGAUGAAGAAUAGAAUUUCUGAUGCUGCCCACUCUCUUAGUAUAUUGAGAAGAGUUCCUGAAGAUGAUCCGGGGUUAAUCGAGGAAUUGGUCGAUAUCAAAGCCAAUUAUGAUUUCACCAUGUCAUUGUCAGCAUACUCAUUCAUAGACUGUUUCAGAAGUGGACCAGGACGAAGUAAACAAGGACUUCGGAUGGUAACUGGUAUCGUUCUCCAAGGUUUGCAACAGGCGUCCGGGAUCAAUUUUAUCUUUUAUUAUGGGGUGUGGUUUUUCGUGGAAACCGGAGUAGUUGAUAAAUCAUACUUGUACAGCUUUGUGACCUACGCCGUCAAUGUUGUUGGAACGGUGCCCGGAAUCUUUCUUAUUGAAUUAAUUGGUCGAAGAAAAUCUUUGAUGUUUGGAGCCAUCGGCAUGACAAUAUCCUCAUUUAUCAUUGCCAUUGUGGGUACGGCUCAAGGAUCUUCUAUCACAACCAAUAAAGUCAUGUUGGCAUUUGUUUGUACGUUCAUUUUGUUUUUUGCCUCGACUUGGGGUCCGGGAGUCUGGGUUGUUACUUCGGAAAUCUUCCCAUUAGGAAUCAGAGGCCGUGCGGUGUCUUUGUCAGCCGCUACCAAUUGGCUAGUUAAUUUUGCGUUUGCCUUUCUGACCCCGUACUUAAUUGAUGGGAAUGCAAAAUCUGAUACUUCCAUUUCGUUGGGGAUGAAGAUUUUCUUUCUCUGGGGAGGGGUGACGACAUUUGCCGCGAUUUUUACAUACUUUGCGAUUUAUGAAACCAAGGGUCUAAAAUUAGAAGAGAUCGACGAUAUGUAUAGCAGCUGCAAAAGUGCCAAAGAUUCCGUGAAUUUUGUUCCCAAAUCUGAUGUUGACUACGACAAUGAAAGCUGCGAAAGAAUUAGAUACGCCAUCACCAAUGAGGUUGGGAAUUAUAAUCAUGAGGACCAUGACCUUGCUGACUUGCCUCGUGGGGCAGGGGAAAACAAGUAUGUCAGUAGCGGUAGUGGAACGGUUAUUGGCAACGAUGAUAGUGCCAAACCCAGUGGCUUUGUCGAGUCUUUGCGACUCACUGGAAGUCAUAAUCCUAGUGAUGUUGAGAAUUAUGGUCAUACCAAUCAGUCAUCAGAUGGUAAUAAUAACCUAUUAUCGGAUAGCUCGACCAUUAUGAGAUCAGCAACCGAUAGCCACCAUGCCAUGGCGAAUAAUGAGCCCCAACCUCUAGCUAACUUGACUAGCAGCGAACUGUCUGCUAAUUGGGUACAUUCAAGCGAUAAUGAUACAGGAAGUAGAGACAUGGUUAACUACGGAUUCUUGCGUACCGAUAUUGCUCCUUCAAUAUCUACUGGGAGUGAUUCUGCUAGCUCGGUGUCUGAUGCGGAUAUGCAGUUUGCCGCUAGUCAGGAUUUAAGGGAGUACGUGAAUAAUAUCCAGUCUAGGCAGUUUGAGCAAUACAAUGGUAGUAAUGACAACCAUGAGGCUGGACCAGAAAGACGCCACGAAUAUUUAAGCAAUUUGAAUAUUGAAUUGACGGAAAAUGAUUCGGGUGAAGAAUCUACCAGUGAUAUAUCAUCAAAUGAGGGUGAUUAA